UAUAAAUAGUUGCUGAAAAGAGGGCUAACUACUUCAAAGCAAAAUGAAGCUCUUGCUGUUGCUUUCAGUCCUUGGGGUCUGUUGGGCACAGUAUGAUCCCCAUACCAAAUAUGGCCGAACAUCUAUUGUCCACUUAUUUGAAUGGCGCUGGGAUGACAUUGCUCUCGAAUGUGAGCGUUACCUAGCUCCCAAUGGCUAUGGAGGUGUUCAGGUCUCACCUCCAAAUGAGAAUGUAGUGAUCAAUAACCCUUCAAGACCUUGGUGGGAAAGAUACCAGCCAGUUAGCUACAAGAUAUGCUCACGGUCUGGAAAUGAAGAUGAAUUCAGAGACAUGGUCAAGAGAUGCAACGAUGUUGGAGUCAACAUUUAUGUGGAUGCUGUAGUGAAUCAUAUGUGUGGGAGUGGCGUGAGUGCUGGAACAAGUAGCACCUGUGGAAGUUACUACAAUCCUGGAUCAAGAGACUUUCCUGCUGUUCCAUACUCUUCCUGGGAUUUUAAUGAUGGUAAAUGUAAGACCCGCAGUGAGGAGAUUGAAAGCUACAAUGACAUUUAUCAGGUUAGAGAUUGUCAUUUGUCUGGGCUUCUUGAUCUUGCCCUGGAGAAAGAUUAUGUGCGUUCCACGAUUGCUGCAUAUUUGAACCACCUGAUUGACAUAGGUGUGGCAGGAUUCAGAAUUGAUGCUUCCAAACAUAUGUGGCCUGGAGACAUGAAGGCGUUUCUGGAUAAACUGCACAAUUUAAAUACAACCUGGUUCCCUCAAGGAGCCAGACCUUUCAUUUACCAGGAGGUAAUUGAUCUAGGUGGAGAACCAAUUAAAAGCAGUGAAUACUUUGGAAAUGGUCGGGUUACAGAAUUCAAAUUUGGUGCAAAACUAGGCACGGUUAUACGCAAGUGGAAUGGAGAGAAGAUGGCUUAUUUAAAGAACUGGGGAGAAGGUUGGGCCUUCAUGCCCUCAGACAGAGCACUUGUCUUUGUGGAUAAUCAUGACAACCAGAGGGGCCAUGGAGCUGGAGGAGCUUCCAUUCUCACCUUCUGGGACGCCAGAUUGUACAAAAUGGCAGUUGGAUUUAUGCUUGCUCAUCCUUAUGGAUUUACACGAGUGAUGUCAAGCUUCAGGUGGCCGAGAUACUUUGAGAAUGGACAGGAUGUAAAUGAUUGGGUCGGACCACCCAAUGACAAUGGAGUGAUUAAAAGAGUAACUGUCAAUGCAGACAGUACUUGUGGCAAUGACUGGGUUUGUGAACACCGAUGGCGUCAAAUAAGGAAUAUGGUUAUUUUCCGUAAUGUAGUUAAUGGCCAGGAUUUUACAAAUUGGUGGGAUAAUGGAAGUAACCAGGUGGCUUUUGGCAGAGGGAACAAAGGAUUCAUUGUAUUUAACAAUGAUGACUGGGCAUUGUCAACAAAUCUGCAAACUGGUCUUCCUGCUGGUACCUACUGUGAUGUCAUUUCUGGAGAUAAAAUCCACAACCAUUGUACAGGAAUUGAAAUCUAUGUUCGCAGUCAUGGUCUUGCUUACUUCAGUAUUAGCAACACUGCUGAAGAUCCAUUUAUUGCCAUCCAUGUGGAUGCUAAAUUAUAAUCAAUUACUGGAUAAAUAGCAUUUCCUGACAUAAUAAGCAAAGUCAAACACAUAAUGAUCAAUUCCCUUUUCUUAGAUAUGGAAUUGUACUAAAAAUCAAGACAUUCUCUCCUAUCUAAUAUUAAAAAACUCUAACAUCAUGACAUUUAAAGCAUAUGUUAUAUAAUAA
Molecule: messenger RNA, 1748 nt
Organism: Vombatus ursinus (common wombat)
Lineage: Eukaryota; Metazoa; Chordata; Mammalia; Diprotodontia; Vombatidae
Product: alpha-amylase 1
Exons: 10
Coding region: 44-1579 (511 amino acids)
Biological process (GO): carbohydrate metabolic process
Molecular function (GO): alpha-amylase activity; cation binding
Source: RefSeq, a predicted model, not a curated record